Molecule: messenger RNA, 2298 nt
Organism: Periconia digitata
Lineage: Eukaryota; Fungi; Ascomycota; Dothideomycetes; Pleosporales; Periconiaceae
Source: the annotation of a GenBank genome assembly
GAACGCGACCCGCGUAGUUUUCAGGCAACACCCCUUCAACCCCAAGAUACCCUCUUCCGCAUACCGAAACAAACAAUGUCUCUGUCAAUACCAAACGCCCCGAACUCCGGGCUUUUCAAACAGGGCUACCAAAACUACGACGCCGAAGAUGGAGCCGUUAUUCGCAAUAUCGAUGCCUGCCGCACAAUUGCCCAGACCGUUCAAACGUCUCUCGGGCCUUAUGGUCGCAACAAGAUCGUCAUAAACCACUUGCAGAAGAUGGUACUUACCUCCGAUGCGGCAACGAUAUUACGGGAGCUCGAGGUGGUGCACCCAGCAGCUAAAUUGCUGGUCAUGGCCAGCCAACAGCAGGAGGCAGAGAUGGGCGACGCUACCAACAUGGUCAUUGUGUUGGCGGGUGAGCUGUUGAAGAAGGCCGAGGAGCUCAUUCGGAUGGGCUUGAAGACCAGCGAUAUUGUACUGGGAUACGAGAAAGCUCAGAACGCCGCUAUGCAGACACUAGAAGACCUCGUAUGCGACAAAGUCGAAGACCUACGAUCGCAAGGCGAACUCAGCAAAGCCAUCCGCACCGUCGUAGCAGCCAAACAAUCCGGCAGCGAAGAAUUCCUCGCCGACCUCGUCGCCGAAGCUGUCCUCGCCGUCCUUCCCAAGAACCCCGUCAACUUCAACGUGGAUAAUGUGAGAGUUGUCAAGAUCAUGGGUGGCAGCUUGGAGCAGAGCAAAGUCGUCAAGGGUAUGGUAUUUGCCCGCGAACCCGAAGGCAACAUCAAGAAGGCCACAAAGGCCAAGGUUGGCGUGUUCUCAUGCCCAGUGGACAUUUCGCAGACGGAAACCAAGGGCACGGUGCUGCUACACAACGCAAAGGAAAUGCUGGACUUCACCAAGGGCGAGGAGCAACAGAUUGAGCAGAUUGUAAAAGAACUACACGACUCUGGCCUCCGCGUGAUAGUAGCUGGCUCGACCAUUGGCGAGCUCGCCCAACACUACCUCAACCGCUACAACAUCCUCGUUAUCAAGGUUCUCUCCAAAUUUGAGCUCCGCCGCCUCUGCCGCGUAGUCGGCGCCACACCGCUCGCCCGCCUCGGUGCGCCCAUGCCCGACGAGAUGGGCAGCAUCGACGUUGUCGAGACCAUGGAGAUCGGUGGAGACCGCGUGACAGUAUUCCGCCAGGAAAACGACCAAACACGGACAGCCACACUGGUGCUCCGCGGCGCCACGCAAAACCACCUCGACGACGUCGAGCGCGCAAUUGACGACGGCGUCAACGUCGUCAAGGCCAUUACCCGGGAUCCCCGCCUCGUUGCCGGCGCCGGCGCCACCGAGAUGCAGCUCGUCGAGCGCAUCAAGUCGCUUGCGGACAAAACCCCGGGGCUCUCGCAAUACAGCAUCCGCAAGUACGGCGAGGCCUUUGAAGUCAUCCCCCGCACGCUCGCCGAGUCGGCGGGUCUCGACGCCACCGAAGUCCUCGCACGUCUGUACGUCGCUCACGGCGCGCAGAAGGGCGCUCGCAAGGACGACGAGUGGAGCGUCGGCGUGGACAUCGAGAACGACGACGGCACUGGCACGCUCGAUGCUAAAGCUGAAGGUAUCUUGGAUUUGUGGGUCAGCAAGAGCUGGGCUAUCAAGCUUGCUACUGAGGCGGCGAGGACGGUGCUCUCGGUCGACCAGAUCAUUGUCGCUAGGCAAGCUGGUGGACCCAAGAUGCCCGGUAAGGCUCAGCAGGGUAACUGGGAUAACGAUGAUUAGACGAGUUUUUUCUUCUUCUGCCUCUUUUCGAAUCUGGUAGAGAGAGAUAGAGAUGACGUCUUUCUCGACAGAUGCGAUAGAGAAAGAGAGAACUUGUGUAUAAUGAAUAAAAACAUCACACCCUCACAUUCCUUCCAUGCAUUCAUUCUUCUUCAGCGUGUGAAAAUUCAAGACAAUCCAGUAAAGUUCAUUCGUUCUUGAUCAAUAUAAUAACUUUGUUUCAUUUCGCAUUUUUCCCAUUUACAGCUAUUCCAUUGCCCCCACCUCCUGAACAGACUUGUCUUCUCCCCUUGUCCUACCACUGAAGGAAAUAAGUUGUUUCGCUAAUUAUAUUUGUACAAGGACAUACACACACACAUACACAACUUUUAUAUAUCCUCCUCGGUCGCUAGAAAGAAAUCCCGAGGGGGAACAGGAGGGAUAUUGAUGGAUCCAGUGUUUCGCCGAACCUUCCAUCCGCAUUCGCAUGUUGCAAUUCUCAGCUCCAAACUGUCCCCUUUUCUCGCCCGUGGUUGUCGAGGCGAUUCUUCCCACGUUUCAAUGGCUCUCCGC